CAAUAUAUUAUCUAUCCUUGUGAUAUCUCAAUCUUAAUUAAGGGAACAACACACUCUCUCUCGUGGCUAGAAGACGAGGCAUCCACGGAGUACGUAAGCUCGGCGAAGUCCACACGCUUCCCUGUCCAUGUCGAACGUCUAUCUCCGACGGUGGUUUCUGUGGGACUCGACGGGCGUGGUAAAUAUUUUUAGAUCAACUCUGUCAGCGCUGACGAGGAGAGAGAAGUGCGAAGAACAGAAAGCUCAAAGACGGUAAUCCUUCGUCUGUCCAUGCUCGUGAAUGUGCGGGUUGUGGCUCAAUGGCAGUGAUGGAAUGGGAGGCAGGAGAAAAGGGAGAGAAGCUGGACAUGGAAGGGAAGCCGGAUGGAGGAGAUGAGAAGAAAGAAGUCGCGGCCGUGGUCGAUUCAUCGCGGAGCGAGACGUGGGUCUCCCGGCUGCAGACCCAGCAUCCGGUUGCCCCCAUCCAGGUCGUGCUCCAUGGCGCCGCCACUCCGCCGGCCGCCGCCUACCAACCCACCCCAACCCCAACCCCACUGGUCGGAUUGGCGUCGCUCAACUCCAGAGAGUACACUAACAGAGUAUCCCUCCUCCUCUUCGUCCUCCACCUGCUGGUGGCGGCCGCCGCCGUGUGCUUCUUCUGGUUCAAAGGCAUCCAAGGACUCCUAGAUUCCGACUCGGGGAAGGCUCGGAACGGGCGACAGGUGCUCAAGUUCUGGCUCCCGCCCAUCGAGGGUGCCUCCGUCCUCAGCAUCGGCCUCGCCUUCGCAUGGCAGAAGGCCGUGCGUUCAUGGCCCUCCGUCAUGGUCCCCUUCAUCCUCUGGGCCUGCUUCCUCGCCACCAUGGCCGCUGGCAUACUCCUCCUCUGCUUCUCCCUCCCGGCGACGGACGGGCUCGGCGUCGCCUUCAUGACCUUCUCGAUCGGUGCCGGUCUCUACGCGUGCUGGGUCACCCGCCGCAUCGCCUUCACCGGGAAGGUCUUCGCCCAGGCCCUCAGGCCGGUGACCAAGUUCCAGGACGUCAAUGGUCCGGCCUACCUCAUGUUGGGCGUAGGCUUCCUGUGGAUCUCGGCUUGGUGCUUCGCGGUCAUCGGAGCGCUCAACUUCUACUAUCCCACCUUGACCAUCCUCGCAUUGGUGCUGAGCCUCGCAUGGACGGCCGAGGUGAUGCGCAAUGUGGCCAACCUGACGGUGAGCCGAGUGAUCGCGCUUUACUACCUCAGGGGGAUGCAGUCCAGCACCCAGUUCAGCUUCCAGCGGGCCACGACCAUAAACCUCGGCAGCGCCUGCCUAGGUUCGCUCUUCGUGCCCACCAUCGAGGCGCUCCGCAUCAUGGCGCGCGGCCUCAACUUGUUGGAGGGCGAGGACGAGUUCUUGUUCUCGUGCGCGCACUGCUGUCUCCGAGUCAUGGAGUCCAUCUUCCGCUACGGCAACAGCUGGGCGUUCGUCCAUAUAGCGGCAUACGGGAGGGGGUUCGUGGAGGCGUCGCAGAGCACAUGGGGGCUGUUCGAGAAGCAGAGGAUGGAGGCGGUGGUGGACUCGGACAUCACCAGCGCCGUGUGCUUCCUGACGGGGGUCACCAGCGGGGCCCUCUCCCUCAUCUUCUCUGCUUCCUGGACCUUUUCCUCCCACAAGCACUACACCGCCACCGUGUCGCUGCUCGCCUUCUUCGUCGGCUACCUCAUGACGAGGAUCGGCAUGGCCCUGCCGCACGGAUGCGUCGCCUGCUACUACGUCUGCUACGCCGAGAACCCGGGAUCGAGGCUGUUCGACUCCACCAUCCCUGACCGGCUCAACCAGAUCGGAUCCGGUCGCGAAGGCUUCGUGCCGACGCCUCGGUUCCCCCGGCCCAACUUUAGAACCUGAGGACCGAAACCCCUCUCUCUCUCUCUCUCUCUACCUUACUUCCGACUCCACCAUUGCCGUCCCGUCUCGUCUCCUGCCGGUGGCCGCCGUCACUCGCAGUUACUCCAACCGCCGUGCGCUCUCGGCGGGGCGCAAAAGAAGGUUGGUCGGUGGUCGUCACGGUUACCUCAACCGCACUCCUCGAUGGCCGUUGAAGUUACUAACGGCGUACCACAUCUGAGUUAUCUCGUGCCCUACGUGGGCCCCACGGUGAGAAUGACGUGUUGUGGGUCCACGGGUCAGGUUUGAGAGAGAGUGAAUGCGACCGGUGGAGGUGGUAAAGAGUUAUAGCUCAUAAUGACGGUGAAUGGUUGUACCGAUGAUGUUGGUGAUCACAAUAAUGAUGGUAGCGACAUGUCUCGUGGCAUUGAUUGG
Musa acuminata subsp. malaccensis (wild Malaysian banana) is the source of this 2276-nucleotide messenger RNA. RefSeq lists its product as uncharacterized. Gene Ontology annotation, biological process: transmembrane transport. Gene Ontology annotation, molecular function: transmembrane transporter activity. Lineage: Eukaryota; Viridiplantae; Streptophyta; Magnoliopsida; Zingiberales; Musaceae. The record is from RefSeq and is a predicted model, not a curated record.